CCACAUAGACAACAAUGUCCGCUAUUUUACGACCAAAGAGAUCAAACUUUACAUUCAAGUUCCUGCCUUUCCUCAAGUCAGAGUACGACCUCACAACAGACCCCGAAAGACCCAUUUGCCAGUUCUACGAUGGAAGAAACAUUAAUUCAUGUCCUAAUGGUUUGAACUGCGAAAACAAACAUGUUUCCUCGAUGUUCAGCAACAAGGUGGUGUGCAAGCAUUGGCUUCGUGGCCUCUGUAAGAAGAACGACAACUGCGAGUUCUUGCAUGAGUACAACUUGAGAAAGAUGCCUGAAUGUCUAUUCUUCACAAAGAAUGGGUUUUGCACUCAGGGCAAUGAAUGUUUGUACAGACACAUUAACCCGCAGCUGAAGAUUCCCGAGUGUCAGGACUUCAACCUUGGAUUCUGUCGGUACGGUCCACAAUGUCCGCGCCGACACGUCAAAAGGGAAAUAUGCCCCUUGUAUUUGUUUGGUUUCUGCCCUGCGGGUCGGGAGUGUGAUAAUGUUCAUCCGAAAUUCAAUGUCUCGAUAGACCGGUUGAGAAUCAAAUCUGAUACAGUAAGGAGGGUCGAGGACAGCAACCAGAAUAGCUCGCUGGAGGUUGAGGAACAAGGUAUGGAUAUUGAUCGCUAGUAGAAAAUCAUGCAUACUGAUUGUAUGUAUGUGGAGACUGAACGGUAUUAGGCACAUCUGUCUGGUGUGCAUUUUCCGGGUCAAUUCUAAAUGUCUGUGAUAUAUUCAUAUGAUGGAAUUCCAUUGUACGGCACAGCUUUGAAGAAACAUAUAUAGUCUAGUAUAAUUAUCAAUGGAUAUAAAUAAGUA
Molecule: messenger RNA, 824 nt
Organism: Babjeviella inositovora NRRL Y-12698
Lineage: Eukaryota; Fungi; Ascomycota; Pichiomycetes; Serinales
Gene: YTH1
Product: cleavage polyadenylation factor RNA-binding subunit
Exons: 1
Coding region: 15-635 (206 amino acids)
Molecular function (GO): metal ion binding; RNA binding
Source: RefSeq, a predicted model, not a curated record